This is a messenger RNA of Saimiri boliviensis boliviensis (Bolivian squirrel monkey), 1163 nucleotides long. The record is from RefSeq and is a predicted model, not a curated record. NCBI's taxonomy places the organism in Eukaryota, Metazoa, Chordata, Mammalia, Primates, Cebidae.
CCUCGGAAUGGGGGAGGGGUCUUGGAACCCCGGGGCGGGGGCGGGCGCGGGGCCCUCACCUACCUGCGGUGGCGCUGGGCCACUCCCGGCCGCCCGCGAGGGUUCCGCGCGGCAGCUCGGCGCGCGCGCUCCAGCGGGGAGCAGGCGACAACUAAUGGAGACAUUUCCAGGCGGAGCACCUGGCGAGCGGAGCGCGCCGGCGUCCCCAGGCGCCGCGGUCGUCAGCCGAGCCCGCACCGGCGUGACGUGGGCGAGCGAGCGCGCUGCUCCCACCCGGCCUCCCAUUAACGCUUUCUCCCGCGGGCGCCGCGCUCCUGCCAACUUUCCCUGCGCACGGGAUGCAGGCGCUGGGGACAGCAGGCGGUGGCAGGGCCAAAGCCUAGCUGCGGGCACCAGGGCCCGGGCAAGUCGGGAGCUGCUGCUUGCAGAGGUCAAGUCAGGCCCGGAAGGGAGGCUGGAGCAGCAGGUGACCAUCUGCUCAGAUCACAGCCGGAAGGGACUUGAGGAUGGCAGGGCCCAGGGCUCCUGGGGUGUGGAGGAGCUAAGGCGUGAGAGGCCACUUGCCAGCUAUUGGCCGGGCUGCGGCUGCAGGAACUUCCUGGUUGCCAUGCUGCAAGACAGCCUCACUCCUACCUGGAGGGUGUCCUUCCGGGCCGGGCUAUGGGGCAUUUGGGCCUUGUUCAUCGUCUUUUCCUCCACCCCCGUGGCUUCCACGCGGAAAGAAGAGGGCCCAGAGUGUCCAACCCACGUGCUGCAUCCGGAACCCCAGGGGUUCCCCUGGGAAGGACGGGCUUUGGUCUCUGGUCUGCUCUGGCGGGAGGAAGGUGGAGUGGACCACGAGGCGUGGCGCAGACCGUGCGUGCGCUGCGGCCUCUUCAACAGCAGCAGCAGUGAGGCCCUGAGGCCCACAGAUGCGGAGCCCAGGGGCACUGCUGGCCAGAAAGGCUCCACUUCUAGGAUCUUCAUAGCUCCGACAAAGUCAGGGAGCCAGGAGGGGAAGGAGGCCCUUCUCCAGGCCGAGGAGGAGGCCUGCGAAACCAGCCUGAAGGAAGGAUGGUCGCUGAGGCAGCCCUGGGGUGAAGAAACUAUAUCCAUAAUACCGAAAUGCAUCAGCAAAUUUUAAGAAGGUUUCAUUAUUAAAAGUGAAAGGCUCUUAGUUCCAG